Leptosomus discolor (cuckoo roller) is the source of this 1861-nucleotide messenger RNA. NCBI's taxonomy places the organism in Eukaryota, Metazoa, Chordata, Aves, Leptosomiformes, Leptosomidae. The record is from RefSeq and is a predicted model, not a curated record.
CACUUGUAUCCAGGGAAGACUGAAUUGCAUUGGAGCACCCAAUCUAACUCCAGUCUGUGAAUCUCCCAUGGUGUACUUUGACUGUAGAAAUGUCACUGCAGGAACAACUGGAGCAGAAUGUCAAAAAAGUUGCCAGACUCUGGACAUGCAGUGUUAUAGCACGCAGUGUAUAUCUGGCUGCGUUUGCCCAGCUGGGCUCAUCUUUGAUGGGAAUGGUGGUUGUAUCCCUGAAGAGGAAUGUCCGUGUAUUCACAAUGAAGCCAUGUAUCAGCCUGGGGAGAAGAUCAACGUUGACUGUAACAUCUGUGUAUGCAAGAACAGGAAGUGGGAAUGCACUGAAGAUCAAUGUCUGGGCACUUGUACUGUUUAUGGAGAUGGUCAUUAUAAUACCUUUGAUGACAAAAGGUUCAGCUUCAAUGGAAACUGUGAAUACACACUAGUCCAGGACCACUGUGGGAAGAGUGGCACAGCCAAUGGGACCUUCAGGGUUAUCACUGAAAAUAUUCCCUGUGGCAACACUGGGACAACUUGCUCAAAAUCUAUCAAAGUUUUCUUAGAGAGCUAUGAGCUGAUACUUGGUGGGGAGCACAUCAGUGUUGUGAAGAGAGGACAAACCGAGGAGGUGCCUUACACAGUCCGCUACAUGGGUAUGUACCUGGUAGUCGAGACCACAAGCGGACUGAUCCUCAUGUGGGACAAGAAAACCAGCAUCUUCAUCAAACUCAGCCCUGGUUUUAAGGGACAGAUCUGUGGCCUCUGUGGAAAUUAUGAUGGCAACGGCAUCAAUGACUAUACUACAAGGAGUCAGUCUGUGGUAGAGAAUGUCCUAGAGUUUGGAAACAGCUGGAAAGUAUCUUCUACAUGUCCUGAUGCUUCCAGCGUAAAGGACCCAUGUUCCACCAACCCUUAUCGAAAGUCCUGGUCAGAGAAGCAGUGUAGCAUCAUUAACAGCAACAUCUUUGCUGCCUGUCACUCUCAGGUUGAACCAGCAAAGUAUUACCAAGCAUGUGUGACAGAUGCUUGCGCAUGUGACACUGGAGGAGACUGUGAUUGCUUUUGUACAGCAGUAGCUGCCUACGCUCAAGCAUGUAGUGAAGUUGGUGUUUGCGUAGCCUGGAGAACCCCGUCAAUCUGUCCACUGUUCUGCGAUUACUACAAUCAACAAGGAGAAUGUGAGUGGCACUAUAAGCCUUGUGGAGCUUCCUGUAUGAAGACCUGUAGGAACCCAAGUGGAAAAUGCCUCCAUAACUUGAGAGGUUUAGAAGGCUGCUACCCUAACUGCCCCCCGGAAAAGCCAUAUUUUCAUGAGGAUCAGAUGAAGUGCGUCAGUCUCUGUGACUGUUAUGAUAAUGAAGAUGGAAAGAUAUAUAGACGGGAUGAAUGUCAGUUAUGUGAAUGCACAUCAGAAGGUUUACAGUGCAAGUUUGACGAUAAAGCAUGCCACUGCAUUUAUGAAGGGAACAACUAUAAAUAUGGUGAACUCAUCUACAACACCACAGAUGGAACGGGAUGGUGUUUCAGUGCAACUUGUGAUGUCAAUGGAACAAUAAACAGAAAUAUCUUUACAUGUGGCAUCUCUACAACAACCCCGUUUACAUUUUCUACAAGUCAGCCCACAACUGCUGCUUCAGAAAUGACAACUACAACACCAGUGACAACAGUAUGCGUGAAGCACGUCUGCGCGUGGUCGGAAUGGUAUGACAGCUCACAGCCUGAAGACAAAGAGGACAGUGGAGAUUUUGAAACAUUUGAAAGUCUCAGAGAUAAAGGAUAUGAAUAUCAUGCUGCAGCUACGUACCAUGUUCAGAAAUACAAACGACAACACCGAGAAGCACAAAAGAAUUCACAACUGCUGCUGUAA